Messenger RNA from Lycium barbarum (goji berry), 1654 nucleotides. RefSeq lists its product as uncharacterized. The coding region runs from base 166 to 1212 and encodes 348 amino acids. NCBI's taxonomy places the organism in Eukaryota, Viridiplantae, Streptophyta, Magnoliopsida, Solanales, Solanaceae. The transcript is spliced from 2 exons. The record is from RefSeq and is a predicted model, not a curated record.
UCGAGAUUGACAUGCCUUAUGCGAGGAGGUGGACAGCGGGUUUUGACCGGGAUGUCGAUACGCACCACAGUAUUCUUCCAUUCCGGGACCAGCUUGAUCACAUGACGGAUGAUGCGGUAAACUAUUUAAAUUUACAUUAAUAAUUUAAUUAAACGUCUUUUCUACAUGGUGAUCACUGAUUUGUAUUUAUAUGUUAUGCAGCUAUUUAUGUGGACGCUGUACGCUGCUAUAUUAGAUGGUUUGCCCCCCUUCUGUAGGGCAGGUCAGGGGGUUUGGAGGUCGCGGUGUCCAUUGAUACACCUGGACAUCGUAGAGGAUCACAUGCCCGAGCGUGUCUUACGACAGUUUGGGCAUACACAGAGUAUACCCCCUGAUGUCCGUCAUGAGCUCCGACACUACCAGCGGGACGAUCGGGCUGCCAUUGAUGAUAAUUUUUUGGCUUUCAUGGAUGUCCAGCUCCACCGUUGGGAGAACAGGUUGGGCACUUUAGCGGUGGUCGGCCAUUUGACUCCCGUUGAGCAUUACAUGCGCUGGUACCAUCAGAUCACACGCCGAUUGAUUGGCAACCCAGCUUUGCGUCCCCCUAGGGAUGUAGGAUAUUCAGCACUCGCGGGGCAGUACGAGGCAUUGCUGGUGGCCGUACAGCGUUUACGCAUCUUGGGGUUAGAGCAUAUGCCUUACCCUGGGCUUGCGGGGCUUGCCGCGGAGAUGGUUAGGAUUUUCGAGGAUGGUAUCCGCCAGGCAGGCGAGAUUAGGCGCAUGGCGGAGCUUGUUCCGGAGGCUGAGUAUCAGGCAGCACCGGGGGCUCCCAGAGGAGGAGGCCGUGCUGGCAGAGGACGCCGUGCUGCCGGAGGACGCCGUGCGCGUAGAGGACGCGGCACUGCUGCCGGAAGACCUAGUGGUGGAGGACGGGUAGAUGAGGCGGAUGAGGCCGAUCCCAUUCCAGAGGGCGUUCACGGUCUAGUCCAUCCGCAGCCCUUCCAGGCCGGUGGCAGCUCACCUGGAGACUCACCUACGUUUACGCCGGCGCUCUUACUUGCUGAGAUACCCGGGUCUUCAUCACAGCCGAGCCAUAAUGCAUACAUGGAGGAGCGUGAUAACGUUGAUUGGGCGGCGUUACGCGCUUCAUUAACUGAUGAGCGGCCUGUGAGGAAUUCAGAGGGAGCCCGGAUUCUUGACUUUGAUGAGUUUUUGAUCCCGGUUAGUAUUUAAAAUACAUAUUUGUUCAUUUAAAUUAUUUAUUUUAAAUAUAUAUAUAUAUAUAUAUAUAUAUAUGUUAUUCAUUAUUUAGUAAUAUUUUAUAUUUUAGGAUUCGGCGCCAGCGGGUCCAUCAGAGCCACCCACUCAGCCUGCCGAGGCAGAGGUGUCUUCUCAUGAGACUACCGAGGCGCAUGUAAGUUUUUUACUUAAAACUAAUUUUAUUCAAUAUAAGGUCAAUAUUUAAUAUACAUAUUUGAUCAUUUAAAGUACUUAUUAUUUCAUUUUUUUCAUAUUUUAGGAUUCGGCGCCAGUGGGUCCACAGGAGCUGCCCAUUCCGGAGCAUUCUCAUCAGCCUGCCGAGGCAGAGGUGUCUUCUCAUGAGACUACCGAGGCGCAUGUAAGUUUUUUACUUAAACUAAUUUUAUUCAAUAUAAGAUAAAUGUUUAUUUAAUUU